Plasmodium falciparum 3D7 is the source of this 2523-nucleotide messenger RNA. RefSeq names its product putative pre-rRNA-processing protein ESF1. The record is from RefSeq and is a predicted model, not a curated record. Gene Ontology annotation, biological process: rRNA processing. Lineage: Eukaryota; Apicomplexa; Aconoidasida; Haemosporida; Plasmodiidae. Gene Ontology annotation, cellular component: nucleus; nucleolus.
AUGAAAGAUGAUUAUUUAAAUAAUAAGAAGGAAUCACAAAAAAAAGAAUUGGAUGAAUUUCAAUGUGAAAGAAUAAAAAAAAAAAAACAUGAACACGAUGAUGAAAAUAGUAAUGAUGAAAUUGUUAAGAAGAAAAAAAUAAAAAUUUAUAAUAAUUCAAGUAAUUCCAAGGAAGAAGUAAAUUGUAAAAUUAUAGGGGAUAAUUUAGGAAAAAGAAAAAAAGAAAAGAAAAAAAAGAAAAAAAUUUUGAAUAACAAUUUGGAAGAUUCAAAUACAAUUUCAGAUGAUGAUGAUGCUUCAUCUUUACCUCCAAGAAAAAAAAUUAAAAACAUAAAAAAAGAAGAUAAUCAUAUUGACAGCGAAGAAGAAGUCUUAUAUAAUGAUGAUAUAGAUCUUGAGGAAGAUCAGGAAUCUGAUACUUUUGAAAAUAGUAAAACAUUAAAACAAAUUAAGAAGAAAUUAAAUAAUGAAGGUAAUGUAAAAAAAAAUAAGCAUAUACAUAAAAACCAAAAAAUAAAUGAAGAUAAUUUCAAAAUUAUUAAAAAGAAAAAAAAAACUAUUGAUGCAAACAUAAGUAGAUCAAAUAAUAUUAAUAAUAAAACAAAACAUUCAAAUAAUAAUGUGAACAAAAAAAAAGAUAAGAGUCAUUUAAAAGAUGAAAAAAAAAUCAAUGAGAAUAGUAAAAAUAAGGAUAUUUAUAAUAAUAAGGAAAAUAUUAAGAUGACGUUUAAUGUUACUAAUCGUUUUACUGUUUUAGGAUGCGAUUGGGAUAAUAUUUCGAGUGUUGAUAUAUUUUAUUUAUUUGAAUCUUAUUACAAUUUUGAAAAACGGAAAAAGAAAAAUAUUGAUUAUAGUAAAAGUAGAGCAGUUAAAAAGGUUACUAUAUACACAUCAAAAUAUGGUGAAAAAAAAUUGAAAUAUGAAGAAGAACAUGGACCAGUAAUUAAUUCUGAUCUUUUAAAAAAAAAAUAUAAUAAGGAUGAAAAUGCCUUGUAUAGAAAAAAUAAUUUAUUAGAUUAUAUAAAGGAUGAAGAUGAAAACAGUGAGAAUGGUGACAAUGAUCAGGAAGAAGAAAAUGAAGACCCUGUUGAAGUACAUUAUGGUAAUAAUAAUGAUAGUGAAGAGUUAGAUAACCAAGAGGAAGAUUCAGAUAAUAAUAGUUUGGAUGAUAUGUAUUCUGAUAGUGGAGACAAUAAUGAUAAAUUAAAACAUAAAUCCAAAAACGUCAUAUCAAAAAGAGAUAGUUAUAAUAAUGCAGGAGAUAUUUCUAUAUAUAGGAAUGAUGAAGAUGAUGAAAAUGAAAAAAUUAGAUUAUAUCAAAUUCAAAGGUCAAGAUAUUAUUUCGCUCUUGUUGAAUGUUACAAUAAAGAAAUUGUAGAAUUCUUAUAUGAAGAAUUAAAUGAUAUGGAUGCAGACUUUUGUAUUAAUUAUUUAGAUCUUAGAAUAAUUGAUGAUAAUUGUUCUUUAGAUGAUUAUAAAAUUAAAGAAUCAUGUGAUCAUAUUCCAGAGAAUUAUGAGUUUCAUUAUUCUGUAAGCACAGCUUUAAAACAUACGCAUGCACAAUCCACAUGGGAAGAAAAUCCUAAGCGAAAAAAAUUGUUGUCCACCAAAUUUAAUGAAGAGCAAUUGAGAGAAUUAGAUUUAAAAGAAUACCUAGCUAAUUCAUCAAGUGAUGAAGAAAAUGAAGAAGAUGAAGAAAUUGUACAGAAAAAUAAAAACAAGAAAUAUAAUGAACAAAACGAAAGAUAUAACAAAGAGAGUUAUAGAAAACUACUUCUUGGAGAUUUAUUAAAUGAUGAUGAUUUCAAUGAAGAAAAAUCAUUGGGAGAUCUUAAUAAAUCUCUAAUACAAAACUCAAAUGAUGACAUAUAUCACAGUAGUGAUAAUUUUGAUGAAACACAUUCAUAUAAUAAUGAAGAUAUUACUAGUUUUAAUAAAAAACAGAUCUAUUCCAAAAAUAAACACACCGAUACCCACUUUAAUAAAGAACAUAGUAAUGAUGAAUCCAUAGAAGAAAGUGAAUAUAACUAUUUUAGCAAUGAUGAAAAUAUUGAUAAAAAAGAUUAUAAAAGUAAGUAUAAUGAAAAAAAAAGGUCUAAAACGAAUAAGGAAAAACACGAUUCUGAUGAUAGUGAUAAAGAAAAUGAAGUUGUCAACGUUUUUAAAAAUUUCCUAACCAAUAAAGAUAAAAAAGAAGAUAACAGAAAUCCAUGGGAAAAAUAUUUAGAUAAGGUAAAAGAAAAAAAGAAAAUGAAGAAAAAGGCAUACUUGGAAUCAUUAAAGAAAACAGAUGAAGAAAUUAAAAAAAUUAUAACGAAAAAAACAAACAAAAGAAAGAAAGAUUCUGUGAUGAAGAAUUAUGGAGAAAAGGACAAGGGAAAAACAAAUGAUUAUCACGUAGUUGAUUCUAGAUUUGCAGAUUUAUAUAAAAAUAAGGAUUUCAAUUUGGAUAUAACAAAUCCAAAUUAUAAGAAAACCAAAUUUAAUGAGGAUGUACUUAAAAAGAAAAAAUCCAUAAACUAA